This is a messenger RNA of Aplosporella prunicola CBS 121167, 1752 nucleotides long. RefSeq lists its product as uncharacterized. NCBI's taxonomy places the organism in Eukaryota, Fungi, Ascomycota, Dothideomycetes, Botryosphaeriales, Aplosporellaceae. Gene Ontology annotation, cellular component: nucleus. The record is from RefSeq and is a predicted model, not a curated record. The coding region runs from base 1 to 1752 and encodes 583 amino acids. Gene Ontology annotation, biological process: regulation of transcription by RNA polymerase II. The transcript has a single exon. Gene Ontology annotation, molecular function: RNA polymerase II transcription regulatory region sequence-specific DNA binding; DNA-binding transcription factor activity, RNA polymerase II-specific.
AUGUCGAACCUCAUGGAAGACGAGAUGAUGGAGGAUUUCAUUCCCCUAGAGUGCGACUGGACACCAGAAGAAGAAGAGCAAGGAAAAACCAGCCACAUUCCAACCAACCAAGAGACCUCAGCCCAAUCCCUAAAAGCGCACUUCCAGGCCACGCACCCCGAAGUUGAGGUCUACGACUUCCAAUGCGUAUGCGGGCGGUACUUCAAAGCGCAAAAAGACAUGCGCGCGCACCAAAAGUCGACGGGGCACGGGGCGUGCGUGUGCGGCGAGAAUUUCUCUUCCUACGCAGAGCUGCACCGCCAUCGCUACGAGGCGGUGCACUUUAUCCGCUGCAGCUGCACGCGCAUCUUUGGCUCGACGCAGCAUCUGCUGUCCCACCAGCGCCUGGAGCGGCAUGACGGGUUCAGGGACGCGAAGAACGGGCCGGAAAAGCUGGGCCCGCUCGAGAGCACCACCCUGGACGAGGUGCUCUGCCCCUGCGGCGGGCAGCUGAGAGACUCUACUCCUACAACAACAGCCACUGCCAGCUGCAGCGGCGGCGGCGAAGCCUCCCCAGCACCGCCUCUGCGCUGCAGCGACUGCAGCCGCGUCUUCCAAGACGCCUACGGCCCCGCGCGCGACAGCUACGCGCCCGGCACGACGGCCUUCGCCUGCCGCAACUGCGCCCGCGCCUUCAAGACCUGGGACGCCAUGUGGCAGCACCAGCUCUUCAUCCACCACCCCUGCAUCGCCUGCCACCACAUCUUCGUCAGCGAGGCGCGCUUGAUGGCGCAUCAGCGCGCGACCGGGCACUGCCAUUGCGCCGCCUGCGACGCGCAGUUCAUGACGCCGGACCGGCUGCGCCAGCACUUGCUCGAGGCGCAUGGUGUCAGCCGCACGGCGCUGUUCCAGGACGUGCUGGCGGAGGAACGGCCGCUUGAGGCGGCGCCCAGGAGCGGUGGUGGUGGUGGUGGUGGUGGUAGUAGUAGCCACCAGCAGCAGGAGGAGAGGGAAGGGGACGAGGAAGGAGGCGCGCAAAUCUUCAAAGGCGGCUUCAAAGCGGGCGCCAACUUCCUGCACAUCUCGCUCCGCUGCCGCAUCUGCGGGCAAGACUUCACAAGCCCGAAAACGCUGCACGACCACCGCACGCGCGGCUGGCACGACCCCUUCGCCAGCGUCGCGUGCCCGUUCGCCGCCUGCCCCGCCUCGGGCAAAACCUUCCCCUCCGUGUCCGCCCUCCUCCACCACCUCGAGCACGGCCACUGCGCCUCCGGCAUCUGCACCCCCGUGCUCAACGCCCUCCUCCGCGGCGGCCCGCUCGAGCGCUUCGUCCUGCCCGAAUACCAGCUGCGGCCGUCGCCCGAGAGCCCGGUGUCGCAGCGCGCGGCCGACGUCAAUGCCGCUGUCGCUGCUGCUGCUGCUGCUGCUGUCGCUACUACGACGACGCCAGACGAGCAUCAGCCCCCCGAGCUCCGCUGCCCCUUCUGCCCCAGCGCGGCGUACCCCUCGCCCGCGCAGCUCAAGGCCCAUCUCUCCAUGUACAACCACACGCCGCGCUUCCUCGCGUACCCGGCCUACGUGGCCGCGCCGCGCGGCAAGUCGCAGCGCAAGAGCGCCGUCGGCUUCAAUGCCUGGAGCGCGCUUGCCCACUCCCUCGAGACGCUGCUGUGCGCCGGCAGUGUGGCCGGCGUGCAGGAGGCGCUUGAUUGCGUUGAGGCGCGGUUGCGCGCGCUGGCUGUUGUGGGCGAGGAGGCUGAUGUCAUGGUGGAUUGA